GCCAGCUGCUUGCAGCUGCUGUACGAGGGGACUGUUACAGCCGUGGCGGCAGCACUUAUAGCUGUGAUGGCGAGGAUUCGAAGAUCGAAGUCGGUGAGAGGGCCGUUAUUGUUGCUGGCAAAUACGACAGGUCUCCCUUCUUCUCGUGCUCGUCGAUAAUAGAAUUAGUAGCAGCGGCAACAACGAGUCAGCAAGCAAAACGAGCUGCUGUUACCAGCUAGCUGUUUGCCGGUCACGAAGAGUGGACACUUGUGGUUGCGUUCCAGCAGUUAUAGGUUGUACGGCGAAAAAUCUUCACGCAGUCAGUAGUGGCCAGACGAUACAGUGCAUAAUGGUGUGUCCUCGUCUGUGCAUCUAGUGCACACACUACUUUAACUACAGUGAUCUAUCGAGAGAGAAAAGAGUAAGGCAUAAACGUAACUAAGUGUAUUGAGCUGAACGCUGCUUUUCCGCUACUACUGUUCUUUUUUUAGCUUGCGCUAGCGAGAGAGAGCAAGUUCUUUCGGACAAUCCUGUUACGUGCUACAGCAGAUGUGACACCCGCUCUAGCAUUUUGACACGACGGAACUCAUGCGGCAGCUGUUCUAAAUUGUGCGAGCAGUGCGCGAGCAUAUGAGAUACGUUUCAGGGAAAUCCGCCUCAGGAUGAUAUAAUUAUCUCGACAGAUAUCAGGAAGAACAGAACAACAAGGAUAAUUCGACGACAGUAAGGAACUCUUCACAUAAUCUGAAUAGAUUUCACCGGCGACAGCAGUUUAUGUCGCCAUCGCUGGUGUAGACGAUCGACGACGAAUCGACAGAGGAUACCACAUCUAAAACAACGAGGAAAGCGCUAAUCCAACUGAUACCCAUAAGUCAGUCUAAUAGUGAAGUAACUUUCUCGCAGCAGAGACACAUGGGGGAGAGAAAUACUGAAAGUGUCAGUGGAGAGGUAACAUUAGGUGCGUCAACACAAUUAUUGGCAUCAACAGCAGCGGCAGCAGCAUCAAAAGGAGCAAUGGCAGCCUACUUAAAUGGCGCUCAGAAUGGAAGCAGUGAUGGUGGAAGCCUUGAGGCAGUCGUCGGCGCCCCCCUGUGUCCGCAGAUGCUCGCACUCUUCCGUGAGGCCAUGCGCUUCGACUCGUGUAAGAACAAGGAUGUACCAGCUCACUCAUUUGUUGUAUUUGGAGCGUCUGGUGACCUCGCGAAGAAAAAAAUCUAUCCAACUUUAUGGGCUCUAUUCCGUGACGACCUUCUACCCAAAGGCACGAAAAUUAUCGGCUACGGAAGAUCACCGCUAACGAUCGAACAGCUAGAAGAAAGGAUUCGACCAUACAUCAGGUUUCGUGAUACAAAUGAAGACGGUCGAGCUCAGCAGCUACGAGAAUCGGAUGAAGUUCUCUUUAAAGAGUUCUUCACUGCUAACAGCUACGUCACCGGCAGCUAUGACGAAGCGUCGGCCUUCGAAAAUCUCCAGGCCCAUUUAUUGGGCCUUGAAGAGGGCAGCAUGGUUGCAAACAGGCUUUUCUAUCUCGCUUUACCGCCAACUGUCUUCCAGUCCGUUUCCAAGAUGGUUAAGCAGUACUGCAUGAGCUCGAGUGGAUGGUCCCGACUAAUUAUCGAGAAACCGUUCGGGCGCGAUCUGAAAUCCUCUGCUGAGUUAUCUCGUCAUCUUGCGUCAGUCUUCAAAGAAGAACAGAUCUAUCGUAUAGAUCAUUACUUAGGAAAAGAGAUGGUCCAAAACCUCAUUACCCUUCGAUUUGCUAAUAGGAUCUUUGGACCGACUUGGAAUAGGGACAACAUAGCCUGCAUUGUGAUCACCUUUAAGGAAGAUAUUGGCACACAGGGUCGCGGUGGUUACUUCGAUCAGUUUGGAAUCAUUCGUGAUGUCAUGCAGAAUCACUUAUGUCAGAUUCUCAGCAUUGUGGCAAUGGAGAAACCCGUAUCCACGAAGGCCGAUGAUAUUCGAGAUGAGAAAGUUAAGGUUCUGAAGUGCGUGUCCCCGAUUCGGCUAGAAAAUGUAGUUCUCGGUCAAUAUGUGGGUAAUCCAUCGGGCACUGCAGAGCAGACGCAAGGCUAUCUUGACGAUCAGACAGUGCCUCGUGGUUCCAUUACUCCCACGUUCGCUACAGCCGUAUGUUAUAUUAACAAUGAGCGUUGGGAUGGUGUUCCAUUUAUUCUGCGAUGCGGAAAGGCACUGAACGAACGCAAGGCCGAGGUGCGUAUUCAGUAUCGCGAUGUUCCUGGUGACAUCUUUGAUGGACAAACAAAACGUAAUGAGCUUGUAAUGCGCGUACAACCCGGGGAAGCCGUCUACGUGAAACUGAUGAACAAGAAGCCAGGAAUGUCGUUCGGAAUCGAGGAAACCGAACUAGACCUCUCGUACAAUAGCCGAUACAAAGGUAUGGUGCUUCCGGAUGCUUACGAACGACUUAUCCUUGACGUCUUCCUUGGUAGUCAGACCAACUUUGUACGUAGCGAUGAGUUGGCCGAAGCCUGGCGUAUCUUCACGCCGUUGUUAAAACGAAUUGAAGACGAUCGCGCUAAACCAAUUCGAUAUGUUUUCGGAAGACCUAACUUUAGUCUGCGACCAGAUCCCCCUCCCAUGGCCUCUUCUUCUUCUGUCCACGCAGCGCAGCGAUUGUCACACUCAAGUCCUCAGUCCUUCAGCCUUCCCUCAGUGCACUCCCCCAACUAUGCUGCGACAUCCUCGCCUCGUUCGUCUUCCACCUCCACCACCGCCUCUUACUUCUCUACCACAACCUCGUUCCACCGCUCACCGACGCUUCCUGCUAUUAUACCCGUCCUUCACGAGGAACAUGUCGUACAUCAGCAGCAACAACGCAGUAUAGAUGCAGUCGAAGCAUACUCGAACUCAGCGUCAAGCCAACAACAACAGCCCUCAGGCUCCUCACAGACUGUCGCGUUAGGCGCAGUCCAAAAGCAGCAGAAGAAAGUCCGCCUCAUUCAGGUCCCCGCGUCUGAACUACCAUCGGGGGGUAUCAACGGACCGUUGAGGCCGCUCCGAUCGACUCGACUAAGGCCUCGGCCACCCCGGCACCCGCCGUUCUCGCCGAUUUACCAGCUGCAUAAGGAGGUUAAGCAUUUGUCGUUCCUUUUGCUCAUGGUUAUUCUGGCGAUCGUCAUCUGCGUUCUGCUUUAUUUUAUGCUUAAGCAACGCCGCGAGCUGACGCGCAGGUUAAUAAAGGACCGCUACUUUACUUGAACGUCCGAUCGAAGGAGGUCACACAUAUGGGACAGAACCACGUUGUUGAAGAGAUGGAAAAUUUCUACCUUCCGUUGACCGACUAUGAGUUCGUGUCUGGUGGAUCGGAACAUGCUGAUCAUAUACGGGCCGUGUAAUGUCUAUGUGUGUGGCAAGUAGCGAACCCAACUUGUCCAAUGAGUCGCGGUCCCAAGGAGUCCGAUCUGCUGAUGAACUCGAAGGGCUUCAAUUACUACGGAACCUACCGUUGGGACAGGAACUCCAAGAUA
Messenger RNA from Varroa destructor (honeybee mite), 3473 nucleotides. It is a transcript of the gene Zw, whose product is annotated as glucose-6-phosphate 1-dehydrogenase Zw. The record is from RefSeq and is a predicted model, not a curated record. Gene Ontology annotation, molecular function: glucose-6-phosphate dehydrogenase activity; NADP binding. Gene Ontology annotation, biological process: pentose-phosphate shunt, oxidative branch; glucose metabolic process. NCBI's taxonomy places the organism in Eukaryota, Metazoa, Arthropoda, Arachnida, Mesostigmata, Varroidae. Gene Ontology annotation, cellular component: cytosol.